Molecule: messenger RNA, 1170 nt
Organism: Sinocyclocheilus rhinocerous
Lineage: Eukaryota; Metazoa; Chordata; Actinopteri; Cypriniformes; Cyprinidae
Product: immunoglobulin A1 protease autotransporter-like
Exons: 1
Coding region: 1-942 (313 amino acids)
Source: RefSeq, a predicted model, not a curated record
AUGGGAAAAGACCAAGAGGAUAACAACAAACUAACAGAGAAACUUGUGGGGAAAAAGCAAGAGGCUCAAUCAAGUGAAGACGAAAAGGAACAUAAACCUGAGGAGUCUGUAAAAGAUAGCAAAGUUGAACUGGUAGACAACAUGAAAACAGAAAAGGGUGAAAGUAUCAGGGCUAAAGAACAAGAAAAGACACAAAAAGAGCUUUCAAAGGAUGCAGAAGAACAAUCGCAACCUGAAAAGUCAAAGAAACAGGAGGACAGCAAAAGCAGUAGUAGUCUAGCAAGUGUGACAAUAGAAAAGGGUGAAACUGGCAAGCUAAAAGAAACAGAAAAGACACCAGAAGACCUUUCCAAAGUUGCUGAAGAAAAAUCACGACCUCAAAAGUCACAGAUACCAGAGGACAAAAAAAGUGACAGUGUAAAAACAGAAAAGGCUGAACAUGCUAAGCCUAAAGAAACAGAAAAGACAAAAGAAGAACUUUCCAAAGUUGCAGAAGAAAAAUCACAACUUGAAAAGUCACAGACACAGGAAGUCCGCAAAAGUGACAGUGUAGACAGCAUCAAAACAGAAAAGGCUGAACAUGCUAAGCCGAAAGAAACAGAAAAGACACAGGAGGACCUCUCCAAAGAUAAGGAAGAAAAAUCACCUGAAAAGUCAAAGAAACAGGAGGAGAGCAAAAGCGAUAGCAGUUCUGAAAGUGCAACAACAAGCGGAGGGCAAGCUAAAGUCACAGAGAAACAGGUUGAUGAAAUACUGAGUAAUCAACCCCCCAACGCUCAGGAAUUAACAUCUGAUGCAAAGCCUGAGCAAAAGGAUAUUAAAAAAAGCAAAGAGGAGAUGCCUGAAAAAACUGUAGAGGUGGAUAGUGUGACAACCAAAGGCAGUGGAACCAGCAAAGAUGUUAAAAAUGAAGAAACUCCCAAAAGUCAGCGGUGCACAUGAAGUGAAGUCUGCAAAAUCUGAGACGCCAACCAAAACAGAAGCUAAAGCUCUGUAGAAGACAGAGCAGGUCAAAGAGAGCAGCAAGCAGGACAACGUGGACAUCAAAGGUCCAGAAGAAACAACUAAGCCCUCUAGUGUAAUGUAGAAUAUAAACAGCAGGGGGGGAAAAAAUGAGAAAAGAGAAUGUUCAAAUAGCCCCCUUGACGAAUCUAAUAUAAAUUACAAUUG